AUGAGGCGGCUGCUCGCCCACCUACACCCCCAUGCCCAGAGCCUCCUCGCUCCCCUGCCUCGCAAACCCGCCAUCGCCACCAAUCUCCCCAUCCUCCUUCCCCGCCGCCUCCUUUCCGAUGCCGCCUCGCCUCCUGUCCCCUCGCUGCCGCCUCCUCCCCCGCCCGCUGCCGACGUCUCGAACACAGAGUUGAAGAAGAGGUUGGAGACUUACUAUGGGGUGGAUGAAGAGGCAGAGUUACCAUCCGUCGCUGAGGCUGUCCUUGAGCGGAAUCUCACGGGUGCCCAUAGUGAGACUGAUGAUGACCUUAUUGAGGAGCUGCGUAGUAGUAAGCCACUCCCUGAAGUCCGUGACCGAGACUUUGAGUCUGAUUUUGAGGAGAUGCACGAUACUGAUGAGGAGCUGAAUGACCUCUACAAUGCGAGGCAAUAUGUUGAGAAGAAGAUCAAGAACAAUGAGUUGUUUAACAUGGAUGACUCCAAGUGGGAUGCCUGGAUGAAUGAGGCCACAGACAAGGGCUGCUUUACUAACAUGAAGGUGUGCGAGGGAAUCUUGGAGGACAUGCUCUACUGGGACAAGUUACUGCCUGAUGAGAUCAAGCAAAAGGUGGAGGCCAAAUUUAAUGAGUUGGGAGACAUGUGUGAGAGGGGAGAGAUGGAACCUGAGCAGGCAUAUGAGUUGUUCAAAGAAUUUGAGGACAGGAUGGUUGCCGAGUGCACUGAACUAAUUGAAGCAGAGACGCCAACUGAUGCUGAUGAACUGACUGAAUCAGGAAGUAAGAAAGUUGAGUUAGAUGAUCUACCUGGCGAGGGACCUGUUCUAAGGUGGGAAUCACGGAUUGUGUUUGCUCCUAGUGGCGAUGCAUAUCAUCCCAAAAACAGAAAAGUAAAACUCAGUGUAACUGUGAAGGAACUGGGACUUUCACGACAUGCUUUCCGUCGGUUGCGUGAGGUUGUUGGAAAGAGGUAUAAUUCUGGGAAAGAUGAGCUCACAAUAAUCAGUGAAAGGUUUGAACAUCGGGAAGAGAACAGAAAAGACUGCUUGAGGACACUGUAUACUCUAAUAAAAGAUGCAAUAAAAGCUGACAAACUUGUUGAGGAUGCCAGAAAUGCUUAUGUUAAAGGAAGACUUAAGGCUAAUCCUCAAUUUAUGGAACGAUUGAAGAGGAAGACAGAGAAAUUGAUGGCAGCUGCAUAA
Miscanthus lutarioriparius is the source of this 1197-nucleotide messenger RNA. Lineage: Eukaryota; Viridiplantae; Streptophyta; Magnoliopsida; Poales; Poaceae. The record is from the annotation of a GenBank genome assembly.